This is a messenger RNA of Parastagonospora nodorum SN15, 462 nucleotides long. RefSeq lists its product as hypothetical. The transcript has a single exon. NCBI's taxonomy places the organism in Eukaryota, Fungi, Ascomycota, Dothideomycetes, Pleosporales, Phaeosphaeriaceae. Bases 1 to 462 code for a protein of 153 amino acids. The record is from RefSeq and is a predicted model, not a curated record.
AUGCACCCAGACCGCAGAAACCACCUUCAACACAGUGGCAAAGCGUCCGAAUACUCUAGCGAGAUGAACGAAUCACGAAAGGAAAUACUCGGUCGCGGAGGUCUCGAGGCGCCCAUCGACAAGACGUACACAACCCAACAGCCCCUGCCCAUCCGCAAAGGGACCGAGACCAACGCCAAUGAUCGCGGUGAGAACAAAGAGAAUAUCGCUGGAGAGAAAGUUGCCGUCCCUUUCACGUACGUGAAGCCUAGUGGUCGCGAGACUCUGGCACAGUUGCACGAGCGCCACAAUGCGCUGGCGUUGUACAUCAAGAAGAUGAAGGAAGAGAUUGCGAGCCAUCCGAUUAUGAUUGAAAGGGAGGCGGCGCGCAAGGCUGAGGAGGAGAGUGUGAAUGUCAAGAUGGAGGAGGAGAACGUGGACAUCAACAUGGACGACAUUGACGUCGACAUCAUACUGGAUUAA